Molecule: messenger RNA, 3347 nt
Organism: Syngnathoides biaculeatus (alligator pipefish)
Lineage: Eukaryota; Metazoa; Chordata; Actinopteri; Syngnathiformes; Syngnathidae
Exons: 5
Coding region: 589-2316 (575 amino acids)
Molecular function (GO): GTP binding
Source: RefSeq, a predicted model, not a curated record
CAGAAGUACCACAGUCGUCAUACAGGAAGUCAUGCUGUUUACACAGGAAGUAACACCCUUGUACAUGAAAUACCACAGUCAUUAUACAGGAAGUCAGGCUGUUUACACAGGAAGUAUCACAGUCAGCAUACGGGAAGUCAGGGUGUUUACACAGGAAGUAUCACGGUCAGCAUACGGGAAGUAAGGGUGUUUACACAGGAAGUCACACCAUUGUGCAGGAAGUAACAGUCAUCCUACAGGAAGUUAGGUGGCUUCACACGGGAAGUAACUGAAAAUAACAGUUGUGCAGAAAGUAACGAGCAAUAAGUUGUCUUCAUGCAGCAAAUAUGUUUUCUUUUUAAAAUAUAAAUAUCUAUUUUUGUUGCGCAUAAGACAAUCGUCCAUAAUCAAGAACGUCUCUUCUUACACCAGGGGAGACUUGUUUUGAGACACGACCGUUCUGCAAUGAGGCGUCGGAGCAGUGUGACAGAAAGCUCAACUGCAGUCAGUGACGGGAAAUCUUGGCAGGUGCCAAUUUUACAACACUGCUCCAAUGUCGACGGGAGGCGAAAGGUACAUUUGAUCCAUAUCUGACGCGGUCUACUCUUUAUGGAGGAAUGCACUUCCUUGAUGGCAACAACAACAACAACAACAAGACAUGUUAUGAGAACGGCCGUUCGGCAUGUUGUUGCAGACCCUGCGGAUCCUGUUCCGUCUUUCAGGUUGUUUCAGAGAGACGACAAGUAUCUGAAACCUGCACCUGCAAGAGUCAUGUCCAAGGAUGGUGAUGUUGACACCAGGCUGGCCACGGUGGUCCUUUCCACGGACGACGAGUGGUCCUCCCUGGUGUCCAUGCUGAAGGAGAGUGUGGCGGCGGACAAAGGGUUAACCUCUCGGGGAUCCGAGCAAGUCGACUUGGAUUUGGUUCUGGAGAACCGCUUGGUCAGCCUGCACCGUGCACACAUCCGAACGGACGCCACGGAGGAGGAUGUCAGCCAGACUGUUGACGCAUGCUUCCGAUCUCGCAAAGACGCGAUAAGCGCCUUCCUGCUCUUGAUCCGGGGUGGACGUUACACCAGCAGGCAAAUGCGCCUGGUGGAGCAACUGCAGGUUCACUUUGGAGCCCGAGCCUUCAAGUACCUGGUGGUGGUCUCGCUGGAAGACGGUAAGAUGGCCGACACCCUGGACGACGCACUGCUGGAGCUGAUCAACGCCUGUGACGGACGUUACUGCCGCCUGACCGCGUCGACGGCCGUGGAUAAAAUCAACGCCCUGGUCAAUAUGGCGGACGGCACGCUGGCCGAGAGCGGCGACGGCGGCUACGGCCGGACCGCGCUGGACGAGGCCAAGCGCAGGAAUACGGAGGACACAGCCGUAAGUAUUCUGAGGCAGAAAGUGCGGGAGGCCGAGGAGGGACUCCAGGCCUUCGGGCGGAUGGCGGCACAGAGCGAGGAGAGGCGAGCCAAGGAAGCCGAGGAGCUGAGAGCCAAGCACGCCGAGGAGAGGCGCAAGGAGGCCACUGAGAGGAGACGCUGCCAAGUCAAGAAGGAGACCCUGGAGGAAGCCGUCAUCAGCCACCGGGCCACGUUACACCUGCACGUGAAACCCCACGGCGACGACGACGACGACGCCAACAAGCUGUCCGUGGUGCUGCUGGGCCUGUCGGGCAGUGGCAAGACGUCGGCCCUCAGCCUCAUUUCAGCACGGGCAGGCAACCCGUAUCGUGACUCGGGGUCUGAUGCCGAGACCCCCCAGCCCACCCUGGCGUGCACCCGGCGGGAGGUCCGCGUGGCGGGCAGGAGGCUGAUCCUGGUGGACACCCCCGAGCUGUGGGAUGAGGACGGUGUGGAGAAUCAGGAGAAGGUGAAGGACUGCCUGGCUCUGGCACUACCCGGGCCUCACAUCUACCUGCUGGUCCUCCAGGUGGGACGCUUCACCCGAGGCGAGAGCCAGAUGCUUGCCCACCUGCAGAAGGUUUUCGGCAGGGACGCGGCCGAGCGCGCCGUGCUGCUCUUCGUCCGGAUGGACUCGGGCGUCGCGCGCUCUCAGAGGGUCCACAACUACGUGGCGGGGGCCCACGCCGCCCUCCGGCAGCUGGUCCGAUGCUGCGGCAGCCGUUACUACGAGCUCAGCCUGGCCGCCCCCCCCUGCGACGGCUUGAGUUACCCCCAAGUUCGAGAGCUUCUGGAGGGCAUCUUCAAGCUGGCGGCAUCCCACGCGGGAAGAGGACACGCCAUCCGGAGGUUCUCUGUGCGGGAGCUUCAAGACAGGAAGAAGUCCGUGGAGGACUCCAACGAUGCGGCCUCGGAGGACAAUUUCCUGCUCAUGGAGAAUUAGCAGUUUGGUGGACGUCAUCGAGGCGACGGCAGAAGAAAUCAGAGUGGUGCAAAAGUAAAAAUUGUCGUCUGACAAGAAGCGGGGCGCUUUCUUUUCACACCUUCCAAAUCGGCCGCUUGUUGCACUGAGACGGUCGUAGGAAAGAAUCCAUUUGAAAAUCGUAUUUUUUCACACACGUUCAGGAUCUCCACUUCUCGCUCCGGUAGGGUCCACGCUAACCUUUCCCACUUCUCAUCUCGGCCAUCAAUAACAAAAUUGUUCGUGCGCAACUUCCACAUCGCCGCCACUGCUGUGGGCGGUGCCACAGCUGUGUUGCAUCCGGGACUCGAACUGAACAAGUACUUAAGUGGUAAAUGUGUCACGGCAUUGCGUAUGCUUUCGCUGCAUCCUGGGAGCAACCCCUUGUCAUAGCGAGCCUGUCCUUCUUAAGUUUGGCCACAUCUUGUCACGUUUCUUCAUUGGCCUCAUAGUCAUCGGACCUCGUUGAUGUUUCUAGACCUUGCCACUAGCCUAGGGUUUUUGUGCUUUCACCUGUUUUGGACUGCCUUUUGGUAUGAACCUGUUUUUCGGAAUAAAACCAUUCUGAACACUACGCCUUUGCCCCGGAGUCCUGCAUUUGGGUCCGCUUAUGACACCUUCUCAACAUCUCGGCGCACGACUUCCCGUUUCUUGUCCCAGAUUGGUCUCUUGGCACUGACCCCUUGUCGCGGCCUCUCACAGACACUUGAGACACUUCUCCUAACUCAAGCAGGGAUUUCAAAUGGAUUAUUUACUCGGACGGACUAUCUUGGUCCAAGGAGUGGAGAUCCAGAAGAUGUGCACCAAAGAUGGCGCCCGAGCUGUUGUGAACUGCCCAUUUUCCCCAAAGUAUUUGUGUGAAUUUUUCUGAAUUGCAACAGAAUCAACCACUGCGGAAUAGUUUCAAGAAGAAAAGCUUGUAAUUGGUUGACAUUCACUGAUUCACAUGUUAAUUGACAAAAUAAUUGGACAUCUUGAUGAUCACGGUCUUCGGUUAAAAAGCCACAUGGAGA